AUGGAGAGACAAUGGAGUUUCUCUGUCAAGUCCACAAGAGCCUUGGCGUUGAUUAUUACGACAAUCUCCUCCGCCAUUGUUUUCUUAACCUUCUUCUCCAAUUCCUUAAUCAGAUCGAACUCGUCUCUUUACCCAACCACAGACUCUAACUUCCAGAUCGAUUUGAGCCCUAUUGCAUCCAUUUCCGAUUCUUCUUUAGUUUCCUCUCGAGCGAGCCAGAUUCUGGUCUCCACCCGUUUCAACCCGCCCGAAAACACUUCCGGGUCCGCGAAAAUUCCGGGUUUUGAGCAAAAGGCUCGCGGCGGCGAGAGUUUUGUUAAGGAAGACCAAGUCAUUAUCGCUAAUCUCACUUCAAUCAAAGUGAUUGAACUUCCGAGCAACAAUGGCGAUGAAGAGAAGAAGAAGAAGAAGAAAGGAAUCGAAGAGUGUGAUGUAACGAAAGGGAAAUGGGUCCACGACGAUGAAUAUCCAUUGUACACGAAUGCGUCUUGUCCCUUCAUCGACGAAGGAUUCGGUUGUCAAACCAACGGAAGAUUGGAUCUUAAUUACACCAAAUUCAGAUGGGAGCCUCGAGAUUGCGAUGCUCCGAGGUUCAAUGCAACGAGAAUGCUGGAAAUGAUAAGAGGGAAGAGGCUAGUGUUCGUUGGAGAUUCAAUCAACAGGAACCAGUGGGAAUCAAUGCUUUGUAUGUUGUUUCAAGCUGUGAAAGAUCCCAAGAAAGUCUACGAGACGCACAACCGGAGAAUCACCAAAGAGAAAGGCAACUACAGCUUCCGUUUUGCGGACUACAAAUGCACAGUGGAAUUCUACGUUACUCAUUUCUUGGUUCGAGAGGGCAGAGCAAAGAUUGGGAAGAAGCGAAGAGAGACGCUUAGAAUCGACGCUAUGGAUCGAACCUCUUCCAGAUGGAAAGGUGCUGAUAUCUUAGUGUUCAACACAGCUCACUGGUGGUCUCAUUACAAAACCAAAUCAGGGAUCAACUAUUACCAAGAAGGAAACGAGAUUCAUCCGAAGCUCGAUGUAUCAACAGCUUUCAAGAAAGCAAUGCAGACUUGGUCAUCUUGGGUUGACAAAAACGUCGAUCCAAAGAAAACUCGAGUCUUCUUUAGAAGCGCUGCACCUUCUCAUUUCAGUGGAGGACAGUGGAACUCAGGAGGGCAUUGCAGAGAAGCCAAGAAGCCGUUGAAUCAAACCUUCAAGCUGAGUGACUCAGCGGGCAAAAACACCAUUGUUGAGGAAGUGCUGAAGCAGAUGAAAACGCCGGUGACUCCCUUGAACGUUAGCGGUUUAUCUCAGUACAGAAUCGACGCUCACCCUUCUAUUUACGGAGUAAAACCGGAAAACCGGCGUUCGCAAGCUGUCCAAGAUUGCAGUCAUUGGUGUCUCCCUGGUGUUCCUGAUACCUGGAAUCACUUACUUUACCUCCAUUUGCUCCAUAAACGAUGA
Messenger RNA from Microthlaspi erraticum, 1446 nucleotides. The record is from the annotation of a GenBank genome assembly. Lineage: Eukaryota; Viridiplantae; Streptophyta; Magnoliopsida; Brassicales; Brassicaceae.